AUGGCUGAGCGUAAGGUCCUCUCAAAGUAUUACCCACCGGACUUUGAUCCGUCUGCGAUCGAGGGCAAAUCCAAGCGUUCUCGCAAGGAUGGAAAACCCGAGCCGAAACUGACUGCCAGCCGUCUGAUGACCCCAUUCUCGAUGAAAUGCACUCAUUGUGGCGAGUUCAUUCCCAAGGGUCGUAAGUUCAACGCGCGCAAGGAGACCGUUGAAGAGAAGUACCUGUCAAUCCCGAUCUUCCGGUUCUACAUCCGUUGCAGCCGUUGCAGCGGCGAGAUCACUUUCCGCACCGAUCCCAAGAACAACGACUACCAGUGCGAACGCGGCGCCAAGCGCAACUUCGAAGUCUGGCGUGACGCCAAAGACGAAAAGUACAACGACGAGACCGAGGAGCAGACUCUUGACCGACUUGAGAAGGAGCAUGGCGCAAAGGAAGAGCAGCUCGAGCGUGACAAGAUGGCCGAACUCGAAGACAAGAUGCUCGACUCCAAGCGCGAGAUGCAGGUCGCUGACGCCCUCGACGAAAUCCGAACCCGCAAUGCGCGCAUCGAGCGCACCGAGGCCCUCGGCGACAAAGCUGAUAUCGCUACUGCCCAGGAAAAGGUCGAUGAGGAGGCCCUCCGCAUUGCUAAGGAAGAGGAUGAGGAGAUGGAGGUUCUUCUCCAGGAGUUCAGGGCCAAGCAGCGUGCCGUACGCCAGGCAGCGAUGGACGCUGAAAUUGAAGAAUUCAACGCAAGGAUUGGGGCUCCGCCGAAAAAUCCUUACCCAUGGGGCAAGAGAAUCAACAAGCGCCGCCGUGGCCCCGAGGGUAACGCUUUGACGCCCAAGCCAAGCAAGGAAUAA
Penicillium digitatum Pd1 is the source of this 843-nucleotide messenger RNA. RefSeq names its product Saf4/Yju2 family protein. Gene Ontology annotation, biological process: mRNA splicing, via spliceosome. The record is from RefSeq and is a predicted model, not a curated record. Lineage: Eukaryota; Fungi; Ascomycota; Eurotiomycetes; Eurotiales; Aspergillaceae. Gene Ontology annotation, cellular component: U2-type catalytic step 1 spliceosome.